Elaeis guineensis (African oil palm) is the source of this 1669-nucleotide messenger RNA. The record is from RefSeq and is a predicted model, not a curated record. Lineage: Eukaryota; Viridiplantae; Streptophyta; Magnoliopsida; Arecales; Arecaceae.
GCGGGCCUGGCAAAUCUCUAAAUAAAACCCCAUUGUCCCUCCCAAUCUUUCCAUGGCAUUUCCUGCUCCCUCCCAGCGCGUCGCCUCAUGGUUCCCUCUAGCUCGCACCCUGUUUCCAUAGCCAGAUAUACCUAACAUCAGAACAUGUUCAGAGAUAGUGCGUUCACACUGCAACCGUAAUCCAUGGUUUCGUUUCGCCAUGUUUCCUUCCCUUUCUUCCUAUGCCUUCUCAUCCUCAUAUUCCUUUCCCCUCCCACUGCCGGCAAUCCCCUCCACUACUAUUGUGGCACCACCGACAACUACACCGCCAACAGCACCUAUGAGUCCAACCUCAUGAACCUCCUCCUCCCUUCCCUUGCCUCCAACGCUUCUCUCUCCGGUGGCUUCCUCAACGCCACCGUCGGCCAGAUCCCAGACCAAAUCUACGGCCUCGCCAUGUGCCGCGGCGACACCAACGCCUCCGUCUGCCGCUCCUGCCUCAACAACGCAAUCCAAGAUGCCCCCCAGCUCUGCGCGUACAACAAAGGCGCCACCGUCUUCUACGACGACUGCCUCCUCCGCUACUCCAACCAGCGCUUCUUCUCCACCGUCGACACCUCACCGUCCUGGAUCAUGUGGAACCGCUACAACGUGACCGACCGCAGCUGGUUCGACAAGAUUGUGGACGAGCUUAUGAGCAAAAUCACCGAUUGGGCCGUCUCCAACUCGACGAGGAGGUUCGCUUCCGGGCAGAUGGUGAACUCUACCAAGGCUCCUUUUCCUGAGAUAUAUGGGCUGGUGCAGUGCACACAGGACCUGUCGCCCAGCCAGUGCCAGCAGUGCCUCCAAAGUAUCCUUCAGCCGAGACCGACACAGCUAGAGGGGAAGCAGGGAGGGAGGGAAAUCGCAGCGAGCUGCAAUUUUAGGUACGAGAUAUACAAGUUCUUCGACGGGGCAGCGACGCUAAGACUUGAGGAGCCGCUGGAGAACUCACCGGCGCCGGCGCCUGCCACGUUAGUGCCUCCACCUAUCAACCCUCCUAAUGAAGAAGGUAAGAGGGGUAAGAUUUUUCCGACCGGUACCAGCAAACUAGUUGCAAUAGCUUCGGUUUAUCGACGGUGACUUAAUAGGGAAUAGAUGAGUCCUUUCUACUCUGCUUGAGAUCCAGUCAUUUCUAAUCUGUUUACUAAUAUCCUAUCAGUUUUGAGUUUUAUGGCUUCAUUUUCUUUUUGUUUUUUGUGCUAAACGUACGUUUCUCCGUAAUUUAGUUGAGAAGUAUAUAAGAAUCUAGGAUCUGUCUACUGAAACUUAACAGAGUUCUCCUUUGGUAUUAAACGUUAGUCUACAAAUGUACACAGAUUCUUGGUUGAUCGUGAAAAAAUAUAAGUGGUGGGUGAUCUAAAAUAACAGUAAAGAUCAGCCUUUCCUUAUUGGCCUGCCGUAGAAAACAAAAGCAAUAUUAUGUAAGCAACAGAGUGGGCACUGAUGCCUAGUGCUGUAAUAUACAAAGGUUAUUUCCACAAAUCAGCCAAAGUAGCGAACCAUUUCUUUACUUUUAAGGUUUUGCCGGCUAGCACCAGUAUAUAAUUGUUUGCUCAAAGGUAGUUCACACUAUCAUACUUACACCAAAUUAACAAUUCCUUAGGAUCACAGGCUGAUUACCAACCUUAGAGAAUGAAAAGUUUGCACA